CACACCCAGUAGUGACGGAACACCGUGAGCUGAUUUGACAACCGCCUUGAGCUAAGAAGCAGCAGAAGAAAAAGGAAUGUUCAAAUGUCAGCCAACCAGGAAGCACAAACAGAUGAACUGCUGGCGCUAGAGAGCAUAUAUGAUGAAGAGGCGUUUCACAGGACAGAAUCAAGACAGAGGGGCAAGAUCAAUCUGUGCCUUGAGCUUCCUCCUAACUUCAGACUGCUAGUCAAGGGGGAGGCAUGCGUAGAGUAUGGAAUAUCCUUUCUACCCCCUUUGGUUCUGAGUUUUGAGCUUCCUACAGACUACCCUUCAUCAUUGGCUCCAGUCUUCACUUUAAGCUCCAAAUGGCUUUCAAGAGUUCAGAUCACUGCACUUUGCAAGAGACUGGAUGAACUUUGGGAAGAGAACAGGGGAACUGUGGUUCUUUUUACCUGGAUACAGUUUCUAAAGGAAGAAACUCUGGAAUUUCUGAACCUCCAAUCUCCCCUCGAGAUCCAAACCAUUGGUGGGCAGCCUCACUAUGAAUCUGGUCAGAACCAGUCAGACACUGCUGUUGAAAAGAACAAAGUGCAAGAGUUGGACCAACGGGCAGUCCAAGAAGUUGACCCUCACACAGAUAUACUAACCCAACUGCUGGAUUUUAAUGAAGCUCAGAAACAGAAGGUGUUUGAUAGCAAGGCUUUUUGCUGUGGAAUCUGCUUCUCUGAGAAUCUGGGUUCCAACUCUUUGCUCUUCAAGGAGUGUCAGCAUGUUUACUGCAAGGCAUGUGUGAAGGAAUACUUUCAGAUCCAGAUUAGAGAUGGCAAAGUCCAGUGCCUUACCUGUCCUGAGCCCGAGUGUAUGUCCUUGGCCUCUCCUGCACAGGUAAAACUUCUGGUGGGCGAAUAUGAAUAUGCCCGCUAUGACCGCCUCCUUCUGCAGUCGAGUCUGAACCUAAUGGCAGAUGUUGUUUAUUGUCCACGCAUGAGUUGCUGUAUGGCUGUGAUGAUCGAGCCUGACGCCAACAUGGGCAUCUGCCCCUCUUGCCGAUUCGUCUUCUGCACCCUCUGCAAGCGAACAUACCAUGGCCUCUCUCUCUGCAAAGAAUUACAAAUGGAAAAGGACCUACAAGAAAAGCAGCUAAUUCAAAGAGCAACGGAUGAGUCGUUAAGUGAAGACUGGCUGAUGCAUAACACUAAACUCUGCCCUUCCUGUCGCAUUAACAUUCAGAAAGACCUGGGCUGCAACAAGAUGACCUGCAUUUCAUGUCAAAAGUAUUUCUGCUGGAUCUGCCUUGCAGUUCUUAACAGAAAUGACCCCUACAGCCACUUCCGAGGCGACACCAAUCCGUGCAAUAACCUUUUAAAUGCUGACAUAUAGUGGUUGUUCUUCACCUACAAAGAAUAAGGCAUGCGUCACAUUACGGGACUGGUUUUAUUUCACCUCUAGAGGGCUGUUUUACUGUAGAACCAAAGACCGUAAGCUGUAGACAAGUAAAACCCUCAAGUGCCAGUGCACUGAGAAAUUUAAAACUAUUGCAAACUAUCACCAUUAAUUUGAACAGAUAACCACAAAUUCCACAAAGUAAAUAUAAGUGCAUAU
This is a messenger RNA of Rhinichthys klamathensis goyatoka, 1584 nucleotides long. RefSeq names its product E3 ubiquitin-protein ligase RNF14-like. Gene Ontology annotation, biological process: protein polyubiquitination; positive regulation of proteasomal ubiquitin-dependent protein catabolic process; ubiquitin-dependent protein catabolic process. Gene Ontology annotation, cellular component: cytoplasm; ubiquitin ligase complex. Gene Ontology annotation, molecular function: zinc ion binding; ubiquitin conjugating enzyme binding; ubiquitin protein ligase activity. Bases 85 to 1362 code for a protein of 425 amino acids. The transcript has 7 exons. The record is from RefSeq and is a predicted model, not a curated record. Lineage: Eukaryota; Metazoa; Chordata; Actinopteri; Cypriniformes; Leuciscidae.